Macrobrachium nipponense is the source of this 2235-nucleotide messenger RNA. RefSeq lists its product as uncharacterized. Gene Ontology annotation, molecular function: sequence-specific DNA binding; DNA-binding transcription factor activity, RNA polymerase II-specific. The transcript has 6 exons. Gene Ontology annotation, cellular component: nucleus. Gene Ontology annotation, biological process: regulation of transcription by RNA polymerase II; cell differentiation. Bases 162 to 1412 code for a protein of 416 amino acids. The record is from RefSeq and is a predicted model, not a curated record. Lineage: Eukaryota; Metazoa; Arthropoda; Malacostraca; Decapoda; Palaemonidae.
UCACCAAUCGAACCAGCGACCGGUCUUGGCACAGGAGCGCUGCAGAAAUUUUCCUCCCUGCUCUGACUUUUGAGUCCAAGAUGGAUUUCCCAAGACGAAGGGCUUCCCCAAGUUAUGGUCCCGGCGACUAGGGUCGGGAGGACGGCCCUCUGCUGUAUAUAAUGAGGAUCUUCGACCUGAACUGGACAGAUCUACUCGAGGCUCCAGACAGAGUAGCUGGUCCUGUAGAAAGUGAGAGGUCGUCGCAUUGUUGCAAAUUGUCUCCUAUAACGUCCGUCCUAAUUAAAGGAUUAGCCUGGAAAAUGACUCAUUUACAAUACUCAAGUGGAAUAGACGAAUAUCCAGAGCUCCUGGAUCUCGAAGGGCUCCAGCCGACGGAUUUGCUUCCAUACACUCCAUCUUCCCUGGACGACUUAUGCAGCGCUUGUUUGACCCAAAACAUUCCGGAUUACCCUGAUCUGAGCUCGUUCCAGGGAAAGCCAUUCACGUCCUGGGAUGGCGAGGACUGCAUCGACUGGGCAAACUUCGUAUGUGAGCGGCGGGGCAUCGGGUGCCACGAAGUCGACGUGACCCAGUUCAGAAGGGUCACGGGUCCUCAGCUGGAGCGCUUCAAGAUCCAGCACUUCAGCGCCCUCGUCAGCGACCUCUACGGAGCCGUGUUCUUCGAGGAAUUCAGGGCGCUGAGGAAGAUGUCCGAGACCAAAGGCCGUUCCAAAAGACGAGGCGACCUUCCGGACAGCUCCGACGGGGGAGCGCUGGGCCUCCUCCCUCCUCCAGAAGGAGAUUCCAGCCUCCGAGGGGACUCCUUCUCCUCCUACAGUUACGACUCUUGGCAACUGACCGAGGAGGAGUUCCGCGAACUGGACAGAUACUGCCCGCCGGAGGAGGACGAGGAAGACGAUCUGACCCCAGGGGACGAUCCCUACCUGCUGGACAAUCUGGUUGGUCUCCACCUGGGGUCGCGUUCUCAGGGAGCUGGGGGACCUCGGGUCUGCGCAAGCGCUGGAAAAGAAGAGGAAAAUGAAGAGGAGCCAUCUGCAAAUGUCCACGAAAAAGCAAAACAGUGUGCCAAGGAGAAGAUUAAAACCAAGUCUCGAAGGGGAGAGAGGAAGCCGAAAAUCUGGGAGUUUCUGGUGCGCCUUCUGGUCGACCCCCAGACCAACCCUUUGUUGGUCCAGUGGCAAGACGAAAUCAGUGGGACCUUCGUUCUCAACCAGCCAAGCAUCAUAGCCCGUUUGUGGGGCGCCAGAGCUGGCAAUCCCGAACUCACAUACAAUAACUUCGCCAGAGGACUCAGGUACCACUACAGCACUGGCGCCAUAGAAUUAGUACCCGAACACAACUUCAUGUACCGCUGUGGCCCCAAGGCCCUGCGGUUCCUAGAGGCGCUGAGAAAAUUACAGUUGAGUUAAGGUCCGUCAGAGCUGGAAGUCAACAUGGCCAGCGCAGCGUUCAUAGUCUUAGGGAUCUUUUCAAAUACGGGGCCGUCCCUCCCAGCGAUGCUCGUAGGGUGUUGGUCCUCUGGAAGGACCCGCUAAAAUGAUGGAGGUCUUUCGCAGUUGGGAGUGAAUCUCGCCUAGUGCAGAGUUGGACGUUCUCAAGCCCUUGAUCAUCAAGGUGGAUCAGCCUGUGAAGCCUUGGAUCAACAAUUGGAUCAGCCUUGGAUCAGCAAGGUGGUUCAGCCUGUGAAGCCCUUGAUCAGCAAGGUGGAUCAGCCUCUGGAGCCCUGGAUCAGCAAGGUGGAUCAGCCUGUGAAGCCCUUGAUCAGUAAGUGGAUCAGCCUUGGAUCAGCAAGGUGGUUCAGUCUCUGAAGCCUUGGAUCAGCAAGUGGAUCAGCCUUUGAUCAGCAAGGUGGUUCAGCUUUUGAAGCCCUGGAUCAGCAGGUGGAUCAGCCUUUGAAGUCCUUGAUCAGCCAUGGAUCAGCAAGGUGGUUCAGCCUUGCUGAGGUGACAGAAGAUGCACGUGUUGACAAGCGAAGCCAAAGCAUUUACUAGAUUUACCAUUAUUAUUAUUAUGAUUAUUAUUCUCAAGAUGAAACCUAUUCAUAUGGAACAAGCCCACCAGUGGGGGCCAUUUGAUUUAUGAGCAAGAAGCGAGACGAGGUCAAACGAAAUGCAGAAAGAGGAUAUACUGUUCUAAGUCUUGUCUUAAGGUACAUAUAGGAAGAAGGAGAAGAUGACGCUUAUUCUAUAUGCAAACCUUCUAAAGUUAUUCAAGACUUGUUGGAAAACAGAA